Messenger RNA from Linum tenue, 1304 nucleotides. The record is from the annotation of a GenBank genome assembly. Lineage: Eukaryota; Viridiplantae; Streptophyta; Magnoliopsida; Malpighiales; Linaceae.
CAGGCAGGCAGGAAACUGGGAAGGAGGUUUGAAGGGCUGAGCCGCUUUCAGAGUCAACCCCUCUUAAAAGCGUAACGUGUAUGGAGAUUCGCUACUGAUUUUGCCGACGGAAGGAAGCUCGGCGAGGGCGAAAGAAGGAAGAGAUAGUAUCUAACAGAGUAAGCGAGAUUGGGAAGAGAGUCGUGGCACGCUGCGGGUCCGACGAGAAGAGAAAUCAGAACGAGUGAAGAUCGAGGAGAGCGCAAGGUUUCUGCUUUGAAUUUCUUGACGCCGUCGGGAAAAGCUUUGUGAAAUGAGAGGAAGGAGUUACAGUCCAUCACCCCCAAGGAGCCACAGUAGGAGGAGGAGGAGUCCAAGUCCUAGGGGACGAUAUGGUAGUCGCGGAAGUGGGAGAGAUCAGCCUACUAGUCUUCUAGUUCGGAACCUUCGUCACGAUUGCAGACCAGAAGAUCUUCGUAGGCCCUUUGAACAGUUUGGUCCUUUGAAGGAUAUUUAUCUGCCCAAAGAUUAUUAUACUGGUGAACCUCGUGGUUUUGGGUUUGUCCAAUAUGUGGAUCCUCAUGAUGCUACUGAGGCCAAGCAUCAAAUGGAUGGUCGAGUUCUUCAUGGUCGCGAGUUAACUGUUGUGUUUGCGGAGGAGAACAGGAAGAAGCCUAUUGAAAUGAGGACAAGGGAGCGAGGGAGCAGUAGAGGAGGAGGAGGUCGAAUGCGUGACAGGAGGUGGUCCCCACCUCGUUAUUCCCGCUCCCCUCGCUAUUCGCCUCCUCCACGCGGGCGUGCGAGAUCAAGGUCACACAGUGGUGGUUAUUAUUCUCCACCUCCAAAACAACAAAGGCGAUACUCUAGAUCGGUAUCACCUCAAGAGAGGAGGUAUAGCAAAGAGAGGUCGUACUCACCUCGAUCGAGGAGCCGCAGCCAGACACCACCUCCGAGGAGGGCUCCAAGCGAGGAGGGAAAUGGGGUUGGGAGGAGCAGGAGUCCCAGCAGAAGCCGCAGUCCACCGCCACCUAGGAGGAGCAGGAGCCCUGCAGAUAGGUCCCUUAGCCCGUGAUUCUUCAGUCUGGGUGGAGAGUUAUUCUCUUCGCUCGCUCGUUCGUUCUGUGUCUUUUAAAACGGCCACCGAGUUUGCCCUGUAGCGGAUUUGGGGAUAUUUGGUAAGUGAUGUAGGCUGCAAUAUUCUCUGCUUCUGCUUUUGUUUUGAUUCGGUAACCUGUAGCAUGGUUAACCUGCAACUUGGAAUUCUGUUGUUUUUAAUCCAACCAAGCCACUUUUAGCAUAAUAUUUCAUUUUGUUUUCGGUUACAA